AUGAAAACUGAUGUUCGUUUAAGCCAAUUUUUCGGAACAGUUAGAUGGUGCACCAAUAUCGCAAAAACCCUAAAAUACCCUUGUAUAAUUAAUCAUAUUGCCUUUUCUUCUUCUAGCCUCCAGAGAACAACAACGAAGAAUAGGGUUUUCCUUAGACUCUCUCCUCUUUCAAGCUCUCGCCGGAUCAAGCUCUCGUCGGAGCAAUCUCUCGCGGCGCCGGAUCAAUCCCUCACCGGAUCGAUCUCUUACCGGAGUAUAGGACAUAUAAUUUCUUCAAGGCACCUCUUCAUUGCAACAAUGACAACUGUCCAUGGCUCUGAUAGUCUUGCAUGGAGUGAUGAGCAAACCCGUUUCUAUCUCCAACUAAGAAUUGAUGAGAAGCUUAAAGGAAACAUAAGAAAACAUGUUGUGAAUGAUGCUGGGAGACAAUCAAUCAUUGAUAAGUUUUAUGAAGCGUAUGGGGAAAGACAUCCAUGGAGAAAAUUUGGGAUCAAAUUUACUACUUGCAAGAAACAGUAUGAGAGUUUUAGAAAACUGACUCACAACAGAACUGGACUUGGUUGGCAUUCAAAUGGGAGCAUAAACAUGUCUGAGGACUGGUGGAACGACCGAUGUAAGGAGUGGCCUGGAGCUAGGAAAAUUAAAGAUAAACCAGUAGCAAAUGUUGACUUGAUGGAAAGAGUUUUUGGUACAGUUCAUAUCAGUGGGGCUGAAGGUUGGACUGCGCAGCAAGGUGAAGAGUAUUUGGACACAAUGCAUUUGAAUCAAAAUGAUGAUCCUGUUGUUGAGGAAUCAAGGCAAAUCCCUCUUACUCAAAAUGUUGAUCUUGAUGAUGCUGAAUCAUGGCAAAUCCCUCCUACUCAAAGCAAUGUUGGUAAUGGACUCUCAUCUUCAAGUAAGUCAAGGGCUGGUAGAAAAAGAUCAAGGUCUGUACAAUCAAGAGAAGUUGUAGCAGAAGUGUUGAGGGAUAGUGCUCAGUCACGGGAUAAGAUUCUUGCCCACAAGAACCAACUAAUAGAGAGUCACCCUGAGUUGAGUUGUUGUCAGCUUCGAGCUAUGGAGGUUCUACACUCGCUGCCUGCUAUAAGGAUGUGGUCUCCUUUAUAUAAAGCAUCAAUUCAACAUCUCAAGAAAGAUAUUUCCAAUCGUCAAACGUUUUUAUAUUACAAAGAUGAUGAGAACAAAAUUCUCUACUUGGAGUUUGCAACUGGUCAAAGCAGGGAUGCAUGAGUUCACAACUAGAUAUUCUAAUGUUUGGGUCACAACUAGUGUCUUAUGUCUUAUGUUUUUCUAAACUCUAGUGUCUUUCAAUAUGUAUGAGAUCUUAUUAUAUGUAUUAGAAGUAUUUUUCUUUGGUUUACUUA
Messenger RNA from Capsella rubella, 1364 nucleotides. RefSeq lists its product as uncharacterized. The transcript is spliced from 5 exons. Lineage: Eukaryota; Viridiplantae; Streptophyta; Magnoliopsida; Brassicales; Brassicaceae. The record is from RefSeq and is a predicted model, not a curated record. Bases 1 to 1230 code for a protein of 409 amino acids.